This is a messenger RNA of Closterium sp. Yama58-4, 336 nucleotides long. NCBI's taxonomy places the organism in Eukaryota, Viridiplantae, Streptophyta, Zygnematophyceae, Desmidiales, Closteriaceae. The record is from the annotation of a GenBank genome assembly.
AUGCUGCGCCACGUGGGGGGAGGGGGGGGAAGAGGGGGAAUAAGAGAGGGGGAGGAGGAGGAGGAGGAGGAGGAGGAGGAGGAGGAGGAGGAGGAGGAGGAGGAGGAGGAGGAGGAGGAGGAGGAGGAGGAGGAGGAGGAGGAGGAGGAGGAGGAGGAGGAGGAGGAGGAGGAGGAGGAGGAGGAGGAGGAGGAGGAGGAGGAGGAGGGAGAGGAGGAGGAGGAGGAGGAGGAGGAGGAGGAGGAGGAGGAGGAGGAGGAGGAGGAGGAGGAGGAGGAGGAGGAGGAGGAGGAGGAGGAGGAGGAGGAGGAGGAGGAGAGUGUUGUGAAAGAGUGA